Scomber scombrus (Atlantic mackerel) is the source of this 591-nucleotide messenger RNA. It is a transcript of the gene cryba2b, whose product is annotated as crystallin, beta A2b. The coding region runs from base 1 to 591 and encodes 196 amino acids. Gene Ontology annotation, biological process: visual perception; lens development in camera-type eye. The record is from RefSeq and is a predicted model, not a curated record. Lineage: Eukaryota; Metazoa; Chordata; Actinopteri; Scombriformes; Scombridae. Gene Ontology annotation, molecular function: structural constituent of eye lens. The transcript has 4 exons.
AUGAACACUCAACAGAUGGAGCAGAUGGGCCAGUUCAAGAUCACAGUCUGGGAGGAGGAGAACUUCCAGGGAAAGCGCUGUGAGUUCAUGCUGGAGUGCCAGAACAUCAUGGAGAGGGGAUUCAACAAGAUCCGCUCCAUCAAGGUUGAGAAUGGACCCUGGGUGGGUUAUGAGUACCCAGAGUUCCAGGGACAGCAGUUUAUUCUGGAGAAGGGAGACUACCCUCGCUACGAGGCCUGGAGUGGAAACAGCAGCUACAGAACCGAGCACAUGCUUUCCUUCAGACCCAUCAAGUGCGCUAACCACAGUGACAGCAAGGUGACCCUGUACGAGUGCGAGGACUUCCAGGGCCGUAAGUUUGAGAUGUGUGAUGACUACCCCUCCCUACAGGCCAUGGGCUGGUGCAGCAAGGAGGUGCCCUCUAUCAAAAUCAACUCCGGAGCCUGGGUGGCCUACCAGUUCCCCGGUUACCGUGGCUACCAGUACAUCCUGGAGAGAGACAGACACCAAGGCGAGUACAGAAACUACAACGAGUACAGCACCCAAGCUCACACCAACCAGGUGCAGUCCAUUCGUAGGAUCCAGCACUAA